UAUAUUUUAAAAUAAAUUAUAAAAAUAUUCGAGGACAAGUACUCUGAACACUUUCAGGAGGAUAUAUUUAAUAAUAAAUAUGAGUACAGUAAAAAACUAUAUUAAAAUUGAUUUGAACAUAGGGGAUCAAUUAACGUCUAUAUCCUGUGGACAUAUUGUAGUAGAAAUUAUAAAAUUUUUAGCAUAUCAAAGACUUCAAAUUCCUUAUACUUAUCAGUGGUUAAAAGAAAUUGUAAAUAAACGAAAGGCUUGUGAAAAUAUAAAGGAAGGCUUUCAGUCUGAAAGGCAUUUUCGUACAGCGUCUGCAGCUUUGGAUAACCUUGAUUUUAUUAUUAAGAGUCUUUUAAAAGAAAUUAGUGGUGCAAGUGUACCUGAAGAGAUUUGCAUAGCCUUAGGUUCAACACCUAUUACUUGCAAAGAAGUAUACCGCCUUAUUCUGCCAACUAGUUGUCACAUGCCACAAUGCCAUUCAAGCAAUAUUGCAAGUGAUCAGAAAAUACAAAGAACUGUUUUCAAAAAUUUAGUGACAUCAGAGAAGUUAAGUGAAGUUUUCUUUAAUUCAAUAUCUCCGACCAACAUGUAUGUGUUCUUAAAAAAAAAUCCUUUAUGCAAUCAAGAUAUUGUUUGCAGUGACAGUUUUGUAUUUGUUAACGGAUACAAAUUACCCAGAAGUUGUAAAGUUAUUGUUUUAGAUUUUAAAGCACAGAAUCCCGAAAAUAUAUCAUGUUGUAAUAAGUUUCAAGUAUUUGGUGAUGUUAUCAGUAAAAACUUAGAUAACCUUAACAUAAAUAGUGAUGAUUCUGGGCACAAUUUUAAUAGUAUAGAGUCGACUGAUGAAAUCAAAUGGUUUCAAUCUUCUUACAUAAUGAAAGGUUUUAAGGAUUGCGUUGUUAACGGUAGCUCAGUCACCAAUGCCUGGUGCGAGUCUUGAUGGUAAUGUAUUUGCAAUGUAGGACAAUUAUUAUUUAGAAUCAAAAUAAAAGCACUUUUGUGUUGACUGGUUUAAUGUUCAAUUGUUUAUUGACAGACUGACUGUUAUAUAUUAAUCUGUUGACAUAUAGUUUAAUAUGUUGUAUUUAACAAUUUUUAGUAGUUAUAUCUCUUAUGUAAUUUAAUCUAUUAAAAUCAGAAAAAUUCAUACAUGAGUCUGAUU
Vanessa atalanta (red admiral) is the source of this 1153-nucleotide messenger RNA. RefSeq lists its product as uncharacterized. Bases 80 to 931 code for a protein of 283 amino acids. Lineage: Eukaryota; Metazoa; Arthropoda; Insecta; Lepidoptera; Nymphalidae. Gene Ontology annotation, cellular component: nucleus. Gene Ontology annotation, biological process: regulation of exit from mitosis. The record is from RefSeq and is a predicted model, not a curated record. The transcript is spliced from 3 exons.